Messenger RNA from Microdochium trichocladiopsis, 3090 nucleotides. RefSeq names its product WD40 repeat-like protein. The record is from RefSeq and is a predicted model, not a curated record. NCBI's taxonomy places the organism in Eukaryota, Fungi, Ascomycota, Sordariomycetes, Xylariales, Microdochiaceae. The transcript is spliced from 2 exons. Gene Ontology annotation, cellular component: Pwp2p-containing subcomplex of 90S preribosome; small-subunit processome. Gene Ontology annotation, molecular function: snoRNA binding; protein binding. Gene Ontology annotation, biological process: maturation of SSU-rRNA. The coding region runs from base 69 to 2975 and encodes 968 amino acids.
UCUGAUUCUCAUGGUUACGUUGUGAAUCUGUGCAGCAGUAUUUGUCCCGACAGACCCAGUCCUUGGAAAUGGUGAAGUCGUACCUCAAGUACGAGCGCUCCCAGUGCUUCGGCCUGGUCACGUCAAGCACCUCCAACAUUGUCUGGACCGCCAAGGACAAGUCAAGCGGUACCAGUGCCGGUCAGGCAGUUGUCGCGGCAAACGAAGAGGUUCUGUGCUGGGACAUCAAGAAGGGUGAACUGCUCAGCCGGUGGAGAGAUGACAACUGCUCCUCGCAGGUAACUGCGAUUGCGCAAAGCAAGACCGACCCAGACGUUUUUGCCGUAGGGCACGAGGAUGGUAGCAUCCGAAUCUGGGAUAGCAAGAUUGCGACGACGAUUGUAAACUUCAACGGCCACCGAUCGGCCAUCACACACCUCGCCUUCGAUCGAUCUGGCGUGCGCCUAGCAAGUGGUUCAAGAGACACCGAUGUCAUCAUAUGGGACUUGGUCGCCGAGGUCGGGCAGUUCAAGCUGCGUGGCCACAAGGAUCAAAUCACUGGCUUGAGCUUUAUUGAGCCGCAGGAAGAGCUGUCCGAAGACGAUGCUGGUCAGGCCAUGGUGCUCGAUGGUUCCGGCAGUGUUGCGGAGGGAUACCUCCUGACCACUUCUAAGGACUCGCUCAUUAAGUUGUGGGAUCUGAGCUCUCGCCACUGCAUAGAGACUCACAUUGCACAGAGCAAUGGCGAGUGCUGGGCGCUGGGUGUCUCGCCCGACUUCAGUGGCUGCGUGACGGCAGGGAAUUCUGGCGAACUCAAAGUCUGGGCUCUCGACACACAAGGACUGGCAGCCUCGCACCGCCAAGUCGACAUAUCUUCAGGCACCCAGUACCUGCGAGAGCGCGGUACCCUGAUGCGACAAGGCAAGGAUAAGGCCACCGUCAUUGUCUUCCACCCACGACGGGACUAUUUCGCUGUUCAUGGUUCAGAGAAGGCUGUUGAGAUAUGGCGCAUUCGGACCGAGGCGGAGAUCAAGAAGAGCAUUGCACGCAAGAAGAAGCGAAGGAGGGAGAAGAAUGCCCAGAAGAAGGACAAGAAUGCCGAAGGCGAGGCGGAAGGCCAGGAGGACGAUGACGAGGAGGACAUCAGCAGUGCAGACAUCACCGAUGCCUUCGCACAACAUCUCAUCAUUAGGACGACCGGCAAGGCGAGGUCAGUUGACUGGGCCGAUAAUUCUGGCAGCAAGACCAUUCAACUCCUUGUCGGCACCACCAACAACCAGCUCGAGCUGUACAGCAUGCCGCUCAAGGAGAGAAACUCGAGAUCCAAACAGGAAGAGAUGCCCGACUACACGAGGGCUCUUGCUGUUGAGCUCCCCGGCCACAGGGCCGACAUUCGAUCUCUGGCGCUCAGCUCGGACGACCGAAUGCUGGCCUCAGCCUCAAAUGGGAGUCUAAAGAUCUGGAACGUGCGCACCCAGAAUUGCAUUCGUACCUUCGAAUGUGGCUAUGCUUUGUGCUGUGCGUUCUUGCCUGGAGACAAAGUCGUGGUGGUUGGCACCAAGGGGGGAGAGCUAGAGCUGUUCGACGUUGCAUCUGCAGUUCUGCUCGACAGUGUUGCCGCCCACGACAAUGCCAUUUGGUCACUACAAGUCCACCCAGAUGGCAGGUCUAUGGUUUCAGGCAGUGCUGACAAGUCAGCCAAGUUCUGGAACUUCCAGAUCGUGCAGGAGCAAGUCCUGGGUACUACGAGGACGACGCCAAAGCUGAAACUCGUCCAGUCGAGGACACUCAAGGUCUCUGACGACAUUCUGAGUCUCAAGUACUCUCCCGAUGCGAAGUACCUGGCGGUGUCUCUUCUCGACAAUACCGUGAAGGUUUUCUUCGUGGACUCUCUCAAGCUCUACCUCAACUUGUAUGGGCACAAGCUGCCCGUUUUGAGCAUGGACAUCUCAUACGACAGCAAGCUGAUUGUCACUUGUUCGGCGGAUAAGAACAUCCGGAUAUGGGGUCUGGAUUUUGGCGAUUGCCACAAGGCGCUCUUUGCCCACCAGGAUAGUAUCCUGCAGGUUGCGUUUGUGCCACAAAACUCGGACGGCAGCGGCCACCACUUCUUCAGUGCCAGCAAGGACAAGACGAUCAAGUACUGGGAUGGUGACAAGUUUGAGCAGAUCCAGCGUCUCGACGGGCACCAUGGGGAGAUCUGGGCACUGGCAAUCAGCAAGACGGGCAACUUUAUUGUGUCAGCCAGUCACGACAAGAGCAUCCGCGUGUGGCAGGAGACGGACGAGCAGAUCUUCCUGGAGGAAGAGCGAGAGAAGGAGAUUGAGGAGCUGUACGAGAGCACGUUGACGACAUCGCUCGAGCAAGACCCCGAUGCAGAGGAUGCAAACGGCGAGGUCGGUGCGGCCGGCAAGCAGACGAUUGAGACGCUGAUGGCAGGAGAGCGGAUAUCCGAGGCGCUCGAGCUGGGCAUGGCGGAUCUGCACAUUGUGCAGCAGUGGGAGGAGGACAAGGCCAAGAACCCGAACAUUGCGCCGCCGCAGCGCAGCGUCGUCUUCAUGGCCCUGGGCAACAUCAGCGCCGAGGAGUACGUCAUGUCGGUGCUGCAGAAAGUCAAGGCGUCGGCGCUGCACGACGCGCUGCUGGUACUGCCCUUUGCGACGGUGCCGAUCCUGUUCACGUUUAUCAACCUCUUUGCGCUGCGGUCGAUGAACAUCCCGCUGACGUGCCGGAUCCUGUUCUUCAUGCUCAAGACGCACCACCGGCAGAUUGUGGCGAGCCGGACGAUGCGGGCGAUGUUGGACGGGAUACGGACGAACCUGCGACGCUCGCUGAAGCGGCAGAAGGACGAGAUGGGGUACAACAUGGCGGCGCUCAAGGUUGUGGGCAUGCAGAUCCGCGACCAGAGCGUCAAGGAGUACGUGGACGAGAAGUGGGAGGAGGACGAAAGCCAGAACAACAAUGUCAAGAAGCGGGCAUUUGUGCAGGUGUCUUAGAGGAGCCGUCGCGAAAGCUGCAGAGGGAAGAGUCGUGAGUUCUGAGGAGCCGCACGUGUAUAUACUCAACUAGACUACUCUGGACAUAGAAUCAAGCAGUACUGUCGUUUUCCCC